This is a messenger RNA of Arachis stenosperma, 1535 nucleotides long. Its product is annotated as lanC-like protein GCL1. Lineage: Eukaryota; Viridiplantae; Streptophyta; Magnoliopsida; Fabales; Fabaceae. The transcript is spliced from 5 exons. The record is from RefSeq and is a predicted model, not a curated record. The coding region runs from base 116 to 1360 and encodes 414 amino acids. Gene Ontology annotation, cellular component: plasma membrane. Gene Ontology annotation, biological process: carbohydrate metabolic process; peptide modification.
AUGGUUGCAAUUUUACUUUGAGUUGCCACGAACUACUACUACUUUACCCUCUUAUAUACACUCUGUCUCACUAUUUUCACUCUUAUUAUUAUUACUAGCCCCAUUUGCAGAAGCAAUGACAUCUUGGGUGUUUGAGGAUAAUGGACACGACGAGGGAAAACAACAACCCUCCGAUUUGAUCAUCACGGAAAACACGAAUCUGACGGCCACAAAUCUCUCACUUCCAACUGAAACCUUUCUCAGAGCCGCGGUUUCACUCAAGGACCAGGUGGUGGAGGAGACGUGGAAGCGGAGGGAAAUGGUUGAUCCAACGGUGUAUAAGGGUUUGCUGGGCACAGCUUUCACUUGCUUGAGGUCGUACGAGGUCACCGGUAACCACACCGACUUGCAAUUAUGUGCAGAGAUUGUCGACACGUGCGCCACCGUUGCACGUGACUCCCUCAGGCACGUGACGUUUUUAUGUGGAAGAGGAGGAGCUUAUGCGCUUGGUGCGGUUGUCGCUAAUUACAUGGGGGACUCUCGGAAGCGUGACCUGUUUUUGGGUCUAUUCAUUGAGGUUGCAAAAGAGAGAGCCCUGCCUGUUGGACCUGAGGAAGGUGGUUUUGGAAUGUCAUACGAUCUUCUAUACGGCCGUGCCGGAUUCUUAUGGGCCGCGCUAUUCAUAAACAAGUACCUAGGAGACGAGGCAGUUCCAAGCGAUAUUCUAAUGCCAAUUAUCGAUGCAAUGUUGGCCGGAGGUAGGGCAGGAGCCUCCGACAUUAAGGACUGUCCAUUGAUGUAUCGAUGGCAUGGGACGAGGUACCUUGGCGCAGCGAACGGCCUAGCCGGAAUCCUGCAUGUGCUGCUCCAUUUUCCGCUUCCCGGCGAGGAUGCCGAAGAUGUGAAGGGAGCUUUAAGGUACUUGAUGAGUAAACGGUUCCCUCAUAGUGGCAACUACCCGUCAAGCGAAGGGAAUCCAAGGGAUAAGUUGGUGCAAUGGGGUCAUGGCGCAACCGGCAUGGCCAUUACUCUGUCCAAAGCUGCAGAGGUUUUUCCAAAUGACAGAGAACUCCGAGACGCGGCAAUCGAAGCGGGUGAGGUAGUGUGGAAGAGUGGCCUGGUGAAGAAGGUAGGACUUGCGGAUGGCGUGGCCGGAAACGCCUACGGCUUCCUUUCGCUCUUCAGACUAACCAAAGAACAGAUCUACGAAGAGAGAGCAAAAGUCUUCUCAUGUUUCUUGUACCGCAAUGGAAGUUCUCUUAUUGCGGGUGCUGAUGGUGGAAAUGCUUAUUCCCUCUUCCAAGGUAUUGCUGGAACUGCAUGCCUCUGGUUUGAUCUUGUUGCACCUCAUAACUCUAGAUUUCCGUGUUAUGAAUUAUAGAAUGAAGCUAAGAUUCGUUUUAUGUUAUUAUUAUUAUUAAUCUGUAAUGUACAUGGUGUGGGGUUAAACUAUGCUAUAAGUUUAGAUCAUGCUAUAUGUUAAAAAAGAUUGGAGUCGCUUACAAAUUCGGUUAUUUUCAUAGUUGAUAAUUCCGGUAGGAAGCAUGUGAAAUACG